This is a messenger RNA of Ostertagia ostertagi, 840 nucleotides long. Lineage: Eukaryota; Metazoa; Nematoda; Chromadorea; Rhabditida; Trichostrongylidae. The record is from the annotation of a GenBank genome assembly.
AUGUUGCCCAAUCUGGAAAUGCUGACGUUGCGAUGGAAUUUGCUUAAAAAGAUAGAAAAUUUCAACGGAUUACAUAAACUAACCAAUCUAUCGUUGUAUGAUAACCAGAUAACAAAAAUCGAAAACCUUUCCGACUUGCCGAAUCUGAUUGUAUUGGAUCUUUCCUACAACAGAAUAUCCAAAAUCGAAGGAUUGGACUCAUUACAAAAUCUCAAAGAACUUUAUUUAACUAGAAAUAAACUCACGAAAAUCGAAGGACUAGAGAAUCUGAAAUCACUUGAGUUUUUGGAACUCGCAGAUAAUCGCUUACGAAAGAUAGAGAAUCUGGAGGACCGUAUCGUUGCGAUAAAGCGGCUACUGCCCACAUACGGACAUGUUGUUGGACAACAUGGUCUAUCAGCGCUACGUGAACUGACUGUGUUGAGCUUCAUCGGUAACGCUAUCCGAAUUAUCGAAGGACUCGAUCGUUUGACAAAUCUCACGGAUCUUGCCCUCUCACAAAACGGGAUUACCCGCAUUGCAGGCCUUGUCAACAAUGUGGCUCUUAUCGCGCUUGACCUCAACGAUAAUCAAAUUGAAAAGAUUGAAAACCUCCAACAUCUCACCAAUCUGAAGAGUUUAUGGAUACGUAGAAAUCGGAUCUCAAAUUGGUCAGAAGUCGCCUACUUGAAUCGUCUCCCAGCCUUGAGAGACGUUACCUUGGAAAUGAAUCCUAUAUAUAGCACUCAACAUUUCUACCGUAAUCGAGUUCGAGAAAUCCUACCACGUGUGAAAAUCAUAGACGCUGUGCCAGUGAACUGGGUAAGCGGAGAUCCGUGGCAAGAGCUGGCACCCGAUGAC